Messenger RNA from Lepus europaeus (European hare), 2061 nucleotides. Its product is annotated as sodium/hydrogen exchanger 2-like. Gene Ontology annotation, molecular function: sodium:proton antiporter activity. The record is from RefSeq and is a predicted model, not a curated record. Lineage: Eukaryota; Metazoa; Chordata; Mammalia; Lagomorpha; Leporidae. Gene Ontology annotation, biological process: regulation of pH; proton transmembrane transport; sodium ion transport. The transcript has 13 exons. Gene Ontology annotation, cellular component: membrane.
AUGAAUAAGUUUCAGAGAUCUGCUUAUAACUUGGUACUUACUGUUAAAAUUAUGCUUCUGGGAACCUCUGGGAAUAGUUUACAGCACCACAGGGAUCUGCAGAAUGACAAUGGCAGCUGGGGACUAGAAGAAACACCAGAAAAUGGCUCAGUGGUAUCUACUCAUGCACUCCUCUUCUCACUGGACUACCAGCAUGUGCAAAUCCCUUUUGAAAUCACACUCUGGAUUAUGUUAGCUUCUUUGGCAAAGAUAGGAUUUCACCUCUAUAAUAAGAUGCCCACAGUUGUACCUGAAAGCUGCCUUUUGAUAUUUGUAGGUCUCAUCAUGGGAGGACUAAUCUACAGUUUAAAUGACAAAUCCCCACCAGUCAUGGAUAGUGACAUAUUUUUCCUGUACUUACUUCCACCAAUAGUCCUUGAGGCAGGAUAUUUUAUGCCAAGUCGGCCCUUUUUUGAGAACAUAGGAACCAUUCUGUUGUAUGCAGUAGUUGGAACCAUGUGGAAUGCCUUUGGAAUAGGCCUUUCCCUCUAUGGCAUAUGUCAGGUGAAGUACUUCAACCUUCAAGACGUAUCAUUGCUCCAUAACCUUUGGUUUGGUAGUUUGAUUGCUGCAGUAGAUCCUGUUGCUGUACUCUCUGUAUUUGAAGAAAUACAUGUGAAUGAGAAGCUUCACAUUUUGGUGUUUGGAGAAUCACUCCUUAAUGAUGCUGUUACUGUUGUACUCUAUAAGCUGUUCAAAUCUUUCUGUGAAAUGCCAUCUAUCAAACUAGUGGAUAUUUUGGCUGCUAUAGGAAAAUUUUUUUUGGUUGGAAUAGGAGGAAUUUUCAUUGGGCUCCUGUUUGGCGUGUUUGCUGCUUUUACCACUCGUUUUACCAAGACAAUCCGGGUCAUUGAACCCCUCUUUGUCUUCUUAUAUAGUUAUCUCUCCUACCUGACAGCUGAAUUGUUCCACCUCUCAGGGAUUGUGGCAAUUAUUACCUGUGCCAUGAGCAUGAAACGCUAUGUGGAAGCUAACAUUUCUCAGAAGUCCCACACUACUAUCAAGUACUUUAUGAAGAUGUGGAGCAGUGUUAGUGAUACUCUUAUAUUCAUCUUCCUUGGUGUUUCUACCAUUGGAAAUAACCAUGAAUGGAAUUGGCCUUAUAUUUGUUUCACUAUCAUUUUUUGUCUUAUUUGGAGAGCAUUAGGAGUUCUUGUGCUGACUUUCUUCGUGAACAAGUGUCAUGUGAAUACAGUCACCAGAAAGGACCAGUUUAUUAUCGCCUACGGGGGCCUCAGGGGAGCAAUCUGUUUUUCCCUUGUUUUUCUGCUCCCAGAAUUCUCCAGAAAAAAGCUCUUCAUUGCAGCAACUACGGUUGUUAUCCUCUUUACCGUUUUUGUACAGGGGAUGACCAUCCGUCCUCUUGUCGACUUACUAGAUGUAACAAGAAGAAGAGAGACCUCUCCAACUGUGAGUGAACAAAUUCUUAUUAGGUUCUUUGAUCAUUUGCUGGCUGGCAUAGAAGAUAUAUCAGGACACUGGGGACAAUAUUACUGGAAAGACAAAUUGGAAUAUUUCAAUAGCAGAUAUCUGCAGAAGAUUUUGCUCAGAGAAUAUGAUCAGCCAAAAUCAAGCAUUGUGCUUCUUUAUGAAAAACUUGAGAGAAAGCAUGCCAUUGAACUAGCAGAAGCAGGCCAGUUAAUACACACACCAUCUAGUACAUCUUUGCUGUAACAGAAACCAAAAAAAGCAGCAUCUAUAAAUCAAGAUAUCAUGGAUAAUAUUCAAGAAAUAUUGACCACAAACCUUUAUAAAAUUAGGAGAGUGGCUCCAGCAUAUAACAGGUACACCCUACCAGGAGAAAUGGGAACAGCAGAACAAGCAAAGGAAAUUCUCAUUCGGCGACAUAAGAGCCUACGACUGAGUUUUUCUCAAAGUGACUCUGAUCAAUCUCAAAAGGAGAACUCUGCUGAGUCAAAUAAGAUUACUUGGACUUUUGAAAAGUUCAAGCAGGCCAUCACAGGACAAGAGGAAGGCCUGGUGAAAUUUUGUAGCUUUGGAACUUCACAAUUACUGCAUUAG